AUGAUUGGAUCAAAUCAGACCAACACCUUCGCCGCAAAAUUUGGCAGAAUGCAUGGACUUCUGGGCUUCCAAAAACGGUACAACUUCAUCCUCUUCGUCAACUUUGCGGGCGCCCUCAUGGGGUUCACCCUAGCUCGCCUAAUGUAUCUCAACUUUGACAAGGUCUUCUGCGGACCGGGCUUCAGCACAACUGAGCGCGCAUUACCCGGCGAGUGUUAUUACUACCGGAACUUCACCGUAGACCGGAUCGGGAUCAUCAUGCAUCUCGCAUGUAUCUUACCUGCAUCAUUCCUCGUCUGUUGGCAGUUCGUCCCCGCCAUCCGGCGCAAAUGGAUCAUCUUUCACCGAAUCAACGGCUAUGGUAUCCUGACCUUAAUGUCUGAGUUCAGACUGGUGGACGAAGCGGCGGAGGAGAUUCUCGCGUUCCUCGGCCUCACCUACGAGAUCGACCUUUGGAACCAUGAAGUCUCCGCUUCUCUCAUGCAUCUCAGCGAGUGCGACCAGGACAUCUUGUCCGAGCUCUACGUUUCUUACUUGAUGCCAACCGCUCGUUCAAUCUGGUGGCAACCCAACUACUAUGACAUCAAGGAAAGACUGAUGGUCGACAAGAAGGAAAAGCGCGUCACUACGAAAAAGAAUGGCGUCGUUGAGAGAAAAGAGGUCAUUACGAAAAGACUCCUAGGCAAGAAAUACCCUCUGUUGGAGAACAAGGCCUGGAGACAAUGCCAUGCCAAAGUGAGCGAGGUCCUUCGAAUUUGGCGCAAAGAUCUCUCGCGUCUCUUCCCCGAGCUUCGACCCGACGACUAUUUGUCAGAAGACGAGCUUGCCGGUGAAGAUGAAGUCACCGUCUCAAUGAGCAUCCGCGGUAGGAAGCGGAAGGCAGAGGCCGCCGCAGAACCCAAACCGAAGAAGCUCAAGACAAUUACGGCUGCUCCUCCAAAGAGCCCCCACGAAUCCAAACCUGUAUGGCAGACUUCCACGCCCUCCCAACGUUGCGCCAUCUCUUUUCUCAUCACGCCCCCUCAGAGCGGUGGGAACAGCCCAGUCCUCGGCAACCUCGACGAUCUCGACGGCAGCGACGACGAUGACCCUGUCCCAAUGGGCAGACGACGAGGCCGUCCGAUCCGCACUCUCGAAGGAACACCACCUACAACAUCCUGCCCUCCGCUCGCCACACUCCUACCUAUUCGCGCCAUGUCCUCCAAGACUGCAGUGGCACUCAAGCAGGAACCCGAGACUAGCGAGGAUGAAGAUGAGGAUAUCCUAACAAUGGGAAGACGACGAGGCCGACCGAUUCGCACUCCUGAGAGAACCACGCCCGCCAUAUCCUGCCCUAUGACCACCACCAAUUUACCCAUACGCGCGAUGUCGUCGAAGCCAGCAGAGGCACCCAAGAAACAGGAUCCUGCGACGCCCGACGACGAGAUCGAGUUCGUCAGCAAAGCCGUUUACGAGGCCGCCGUUGCAGGACGCCAAAAGACGCAGCGAAAGAUCAAGAAACUGGGCAAGAAGAUUAAGAGCCUGAGCAAGAUGAUCGAGAAGCUAAAUGAGGACAUCCAAGCUUGA
Molecule: messenger RNA, 1566 nt
Organism: Colletotrichum gloeosporioides
Lineage: Eukaryota; Fungi; Ascomycota; Sordariomycetes; Glomerellales; Glomerellaceae
Exons: 2
Coding region: 1-1566 (521 amino acids)
Source: RefSeq, a predicted model, not a curated record